AGUACGUGACUUGGGUGGUUAGUGAUCCCGACUUAUCGUGACAUUUUCUUCCGUCCUUCUGUCGAUUACAAGAAGCCUUACAUUUUCUAUUAGGGUGUACUUUUAGGACCAUUAGCUACAGGUAGAGUACCGAUCGACAUGACGAUUAGAAAGAUCUGCGGCAUUGGCGCCGGAUAUGUGGGCGGUCCAACAUGUAGCGUGAUCGCGCUCAAGUGCCCGGAAAUUCAAGUGACCGUUGUGGACAAAAGCAAAGACAGGAUCGCCCAGUGGAAUUCAGAGAAGCUGCCGAUCUACGAGCCCGGUCUUGACGAGGUGGUGCGAAAAUGUCGUGGCAACAACCUGUUCUUCUCUACGGACAUGGAAACUGCUAUCCAGGAAGCUGAUUUGAUUUUCAUCUCGGUGAACACGCCGACGAAAACGUUCGGGAAUGGAAAGGGACGAGCAGCUGAUCUGAAGUAUGUCGAGAGUGCAGCCCGGAUGAUCGCGGAAAUUGCGACCGGCGACAAAAUUGUUGUGGAGAAGAGCACUGUACCGGUCAGAGCGGCGGAAAGCAUUAUGAACAUUCUGCGCGCCAAUCACAAGCCGGGCGUCUCGUAUCAGAUCCUAUCGAAUCCAGAAUUCCUGGCGGAGGGAACCGCUAUCGAGGAUCUCGUGAACGCAGAUCGCGUUUUAAUCGGUGGCGAGGAUUCACCGGAAGGACAGGCCGCCAUCGAGGAAUUAUGCAAGGUCUACGAGCACUGGAUUCCACGGAAAAAUAUUUUAACCACGAACACAUGGAGCUCGGAAUUGUCGAAGCUGGCAGCCAAUGCCUUUUUGGCGCAACGUAUAUCGAGCAUAAAUUCCCUGUCAGCGGUGUGCGAGGCGACCGGCGCGGAUGUGUCCGAGGUAGCUCGGGCUGUUGGCCUUGACUCACGAAUAGGAUCGAAGUUCCUUCACGCGUCGGUCGGCUUUGGUGGAUCGUGCUUUCAAAAGGACAUUCUAAAUCUGGUGUACAUUUGCGAAUGCCUGAAUCUACCUGAGGUCGCCGCCUAUUGGCAGCAAGUCAUAGACAUGAACGAAUAUCAAAAAUCUAGGUUCUCCGCGAAAGUAAUCGAGUCCUUGUUCAAUACCGUUACGGACAAAAGGAUCUCUAUGCUGGGCUUCGCCUUCAAGAAAAAUACCGGCGACACGCGUGAGUCACCGGCCAUUCAUGUUGCUAAGACCCUGCUCGACGAGGGUGCCAUGCUUCACAUAUACGAUCCCAAGGUGGAGGAGAGUCAAAUUAUUGAGGAUUUAACGCAUCCGAGCGUAACGAACGAUCCUGAACACGUGAAAAGAAGAAUCAGUAUUUAUAAAGACGCUUACAGUGCCACGAAAGGAACCCACGCUAUUGUUUUAUGCACCGAGUGGGAUGAAUUUGUAGAACUGGAUUACAAACGAAUUUACCUUAACAUGAUGAAGCCAGCGUAUAUUUUUGAUGGAAGGAAAAUUUUAGAUCAUGAUAGGUUGCAAAAGAUUGGUUUUAUUGUUCAGACUAUUGGUAAAAGAAUCACAAGGACCAUACUCUCUAGAGCAUGGGGAAGUCAGACACAAAUAUAA
This is a messenger RNA of Habropoda laboriosa, 1578 nucleotides long. It is a transcript of the gene sgl, whose product is annotated as UDP-glucose 6-dehydrogenase. Gene Ontology annotation, biological process: glycosaminoglycan biosynthetic process. The coding region runs from base 139 to 1578 and encodes 479 amino acids. The transcript has 6 exons. Lineage: Eukaryota; Metazoa; Arthropoda; Insecta; Hymenoptera; Apidae. Gene Ontology annotation, cellular component: nucleus; cytosol. The record is from RefSeq and is a predicted model, not a curated record. Gene Ontology annotation, molecular function: UDP-glucose 6-dehydrogenase activity; NAD binding.